Sphaerulina musiva SO2202 is the source of this 2021-nucleotide messenger RNA. Its product is annotated as Metallo-dependent phosphatase. NCBI's taxonomy places the organism in Eukaryota, Fungi, Ascomycota, Dothideomycetes, Mycosphaerellales, Mycosphaerellaceae. The coding region runs from base 137 to 1930 and encodes 597 amino acids. Gene Ontology annotation, molecular function: metal ion binding; nucleotide binding; hydrolase activity, acting on ester bonds. The transcript is spliced from 3 exons. Gene Ontology annotation, biological process: nucleotide catabolic process. The record is from RefSeq and is a predicted model, not a curated record.
CUCAGAGGUAACACCUGCGCCUACCAAGUACCUUGGACACGGUAAGCAACAUGGCCAUUCAAGAACCUGUCGAGUCCGCUCUCCAGAGCCUCCGUUCUUCUCAGGUCAGACUUCGCAGCAGACACUUAAGCAAAAAAUGGUCCCCACUUGGCCUCGCGCUCUGGCGCUGACUACCCUGGUCUCAUCAUGUCUGAGCGUGUCCGCAGAAGACGUGUUAUAUUCCAAGCGACAUCAGAAGCGGUAUAUUGAUGCAGAAGGCCACUGGAACCAGUCGUUCUUCCACAUCAAUGACGUUCACGCGCACUUGGACGAGUUCCGCUCUUCUGGAACCGACUGCACCGAUCCCACUCGAGGUUGUUAUGGAGGUUACGCCCGCGUCAGCGAAGUCGUCAAUGAGCGCCGACCGGUCCUGAACAGCAGCUUGUUCCUCAAUGCUGGAGACGAGUUUCAAGGAACCUUGUUCUACACCUACUAUGGCGGCGAAAAGAUCGCCGAAACCAUCAAUCAGCUCGGCUUCGACGGCAUGACUCUCGGAAACCAUGAAUUCGAUGGCGGUGACGAUAUGCUUGGGGACUUCCUGGAGAACCUCACUUUCCCCAUCAUUUCUGCCAAUAUCCAAUCCGGCCAUCCCGUUCUCAAUCGUACCAUCAAGCCUUUCCACAUCUAUGAGCAGUUUGAGCUUGCCGUCAUUGGCGUCACGACUGAGACCACACCUGACAUUUCGAGUCCUGGUGAGACGACCACUUUCUCCAAUCCCAUCGAAGCCGUGCAAAACACAAUCAACUUCAUCAAAGAGACGACCAACAUCACCAGGAUUGCAGCUCUCACGCACAUCGGUUAUGAGAACGACCAGGAGCUCGCUCAGAGCACGACCGGUCUGCAUCUGAUCAUGGGCGGUCAUUCGCAUACUCCGCUCGGCACGGGAGAGGGGGAAGAGGGGUCCUACCCAACGAUUGUCGAAAACCUGGAUGGCGAAGAAGUUUUUGUGGUGACUGCAUACCGUUGGGGCGAGUACCUGGGCUACAUUGAUGUCACGUACGAUGCCGAAGGCAAGAUCCUGGCAUAUCAUGGCGCCCCCAUUCACCUUACCAACACCACUGAGCAGAAUGCGACUUUGCAGACUCAGAUUGAGGCAUGGAGAGGGCCCUUUGAAGAGUUCGCAGCACAAGUGAUUGGCGUGUCCAACGUCGUGCUCGAGCAGUCGACAUGCCAAGAAGAGGAGUGUUUGCUGGGCGACUUCAUGGCGGAUGCCAUGUUCACUUACCGACAGAACGAAAGCGAUUCGGUCGAUUUUGCUAUCAUCAACGCAGGUGGAAUCCGCGCUACAAUCGACGCGGGCAACAUUACUCGCGGCGAGGUCCUUACCAGCUUUCCGUUUGGAAAUUCCCUGGUCGAGGUCACCAUGUCUGGAGAUGACCUGUGGAAGGUGCUCGAGGGCGUUUUCAGCGGUGUCAAUCAAUUCAACGGAGAAGAAGUCACGAGCUUCCCACAAGUCAGCCGAGGCAUCAAGAUUGAGUACAAUCCAGAAAACGAGAGUGGAAGCAAACUCGUCUCUGUCAUGAUUGGCGAUUCUAGCCUCGACCGCGAGGAAAUGUACAACAUCGUCACCUUGGACUUCCUCGCCGGCGGAGGCGACCAAAUCUUCACCGGCUUAACCCUGGGCAAUACCAUCACCCUCGAAACUCAAGAUGAGAUUCUAGUCCGCCACAUCGAAUCUCAAUCCCCCGUCGACAUUUCGCUUGACGGCAGGAUUUCCGCUGUGAGCGGCACUGCGCCCACCUCUGGCGACGAUGACAGCGUUGAAGGCGGCUCAUCAGAUUCCACAAACGGUACCGUGCCGACGACGGGAGAUGCGAGCGGAGCCCUCCGCGUGCAUGCUCACGCUGGUAUUGCGCUUGCGGGUCUUCUAGCGUGUAUUAUGGUAGCUUGAUAGAAGAAAGAGAAUAUGAAACGAUACGCAUUAUGUGGACAUAUGAUUGAUUUUCUUUCGCACACACGUAAUUGCGCAAUCAUGAUAAUAA